UGUAGUCCUGGGAGGGACUUCGUGGGUUACUUGAAGUACAGAGAAACAACAGGUGGUAAAAAUACAGGCUGGAGGAGCUGCUGAAACGAUGAACAAAGAUGGCUUUACUAGAACUGUACACGAAGUUUAACAGAGUGUGGAUACCAGACACAGAACAUGUGUGGAAGUCCGCUGAAAUCACAAGAGAUUUCCAUCCUGGUGAAAAUGCCCUUGGAUUACUUCUGGAAGAUGGCACUGAGCACCAGUACCCUGUUGACCCAUCUGAACCCAGCCUCCCUCCUCUACGAAACCCGGACAUACUGGUGGGUGAGAAUGACCUCACAGCUCUCAGCUACCUCCACGAGCCUGCAGUCCUGCAUAAUCUCAAAGUGCGAUUUGUUGAAUCCAGGAUCAUCUAUACCUACUGUGGGAUUAUUCUAGUUGCUGUAAAUCCUUAUAAACAGCUUCCCAUCUAUGGAGAUGCAAUCAUUAAUGCCUACUCUGGGCAGAACAUGGGCGACAUGGACCCCCAUAUAUUUGCUGUGGCAGAGGAAGCAUAUAAGCAGAUGGCCAGAAAUCACAAGAACCAGUCUAUAAUUGUGAGCGGAGAGUCUGGAGCUGGUAAAACGGUGUCGGCUCGAUAUGCGAUGAGGUACUUCGCUGUUGUGAGCAAAUCUGGGAGUAAAACGCGAGUUGAGGACAAAGUGUUGGCAUCUAAUCCAAUAACAGAGGCAAUAGGAAAUGCAAAAACCACUCGAAAUGACAACAGCAGCCGAUUUGGAAAGUACACAGAGAUCAGCUUCGACAGGAGGUACCGGAUCAUUGGAGCCAACAUGAGGACUUACCUAUUAGAGAAAUCCAGAGUAGUUUUUCAGGCAGAGAAUGAGCGUAAUUAUCAUAUAUUCUACCAAAUGUGCUCUUGUGCAGAGUCAUCAGAGUUCAAGAGUCUGAGACUGUCAAGUGCAGAUAAAUUCAGGUACACCUGUAUGGGAGGUGACAUCGCCAUUGACGGUGUAGAUGACAAAAAGGACAUGGAAGAGACUCGACGGACCUUUUCACUGCUGGGUUUGAAAGAAGAUUUUCAGUCAGACAUAUUUAAAGUCCUAGCAGCAAUUCUUCAUCUGGGGAAUGUUGAGAUCAAAAGUUUGGGAGAUGACCGAUCAUCGGUUCCACCCAGAGAUCCCCAUCUUGCCAUUUUGUGUGACUUGUUGGGCGUGAGGUCAGACAUGCUGGUGCGCUGGCUGUGCCAUCGACGAAUCGUUCUGGUGGCUGAGACGGUUGUGAAGCCGGUGGCCAGAGAGCGAGCGCUAGCUGCCAGAGAUGCUAUGGCUAAGCAGAUCUACGCCCAUCUCUUUGACUGCAUCAUCAGCAGGAUCAACACAGCACUGCAAGUUCCUGGAAAGCAGCAUGCUUUCAUAGGUGUUCUGGACAUUUAUGGCUUUGAAACGUUUGACAUUAACAGUUUUGAGCAGUUUUGCAUCAACUACGCCAACGAGAAGCUCCAGCAGCAGUUUAACUUGCAUGUUUUCAAGCUGGAGCAGGAGGAGUACAUGAAAGAAGACAUUCCCUGGACACUGAUAGAUUUCUAUGACAACCAGCCCGUCAUCGACCUGAUUGAAGCCAAGAUGGGGAUCCUCGAUCUGCUUGAUGAAGAAUGUUUAUUCCCUCAAGGAACCGACCAGAGCUGGCUGCAGAAGCUGUACAACUACCUGGAUGCCAAUCCUUUAUUUGAGAAGCCCAGGUUAUCAAAUGAGGCGUUUGUGAUUCAGCACUUUGCUGACAAGGUGGAAUAUCAGUGCAGAGGUUUUCUUGAGAAGAACCGAGACGCCCUUUAUGAAGAACUUGUUGACACAAUGAGAGCCAGUAAGGUGAUCAAGUUUUCUUUUCUGGGAAAUUUUUUCCAAGAGGAGCAAAAAGCAUCGAGCAGUAAAAGUGUUAAAGUGAAGCCAGCCAGGCCUUCAGUGAAACCAGCCAAUAAGCAGCUGAGAACAUCUGUGGGAGAUAAGUUCUGCAGCUCCUUGUCUUUACUGAUGGAAACUCUGAACGCCACCACCCCUCACUAUGUCCGCUGCAUUAAGCCUAAUGAUGAAAAGCUUCCUUUUGAGUAUGACUCUGGGAGAGUGGUACAGCAGCUGCGAGCAUGCGGAGUCCUUGAAACCAUCCGGAUCAGUGCGCAGAGCUACCCAUCCAGGUGGACAUACAUUGAGUUUUACAGCCGAUACAGUAUCUUGAUGUCGCAUGUAGAGGCAGACCGCAGUGACAAGAAGCAAACCUGCAAAAAUGUGCUGCAGAGGCUGAUCCAGGAUUCCAACCAGUACAAAUUUGGCCGUACAAAGAUCUUCUUCCGAGCUGGUCAGGUAGCUUAUCUAGAGAAGCUUCGUCUGGAUCGACUUCGAGGAGCCUGUGUGAGCAUUCAGAAACACGUUCGUGGAUGGAGCCAGAGGAGGAAGUACCUAAAGAUGAGGGAUGCUGCCAUCAUCCUUCAACAGUACAUCCGAGGAAAGCGGAUGAUCCGGAAAACGGUGAGUGCUGCAACACUGAAGCAGGGCUGGGCUUCUGUGGUGAUCCAGAGACACUGGAGAGGAUACCGCAUGAAGCGGAUCUACCAGGUGGUCCGCACGGCCUCCGUCACCAUCCAAGCCUUCACACGGGGCUGGAUGGCCAGAAAACGCUACAAGAAGAUGAUAGAGGAGCGCAAAGCUCUGAUUCUACAGAAGUACGCCAGAGCGUGGCUGGUGCGCCGGCGUUUUCAAACCAUGCGUCGGCUGGUGCUCAACGUCCAGCUCUCUUACAGAGUUCAGCAGCUCAGGAAGAAGAUCGAAGAGCAGAGUAAAGAGAAUCGUGGCUUGAUGGAAAGGCUGACCAGUUUGGCCAACUCCAAUUCUCAAACUGUGGACAGACUGCAAGGCCUGGAAAUACAGCUGGAAAAAGUGACCAAUCAGAAGGUUUCUCUGGAGGAAAGCGAGAGGAGAUCAAAGGAGGAAGCAACUCUAAUGAUCACUCAGCUUCAGAAGGAAAUGGAGUCCCUGAGUCUCGGAAAGCAGAUGUUGGAGAAAAAGUUUGAAGCUUCUAUCAGAGAAUCUAAAGAGAAAUUUGAUCAAGUCAAAAGAAGUCUUCUGGACGAGAAAGAAAAUGAAGCCAGACUUAGAAAGAUUGCGGAGAACAACUCUGAGAUCCAGAAACAGGACCACGAGAAGGAGGUGGAAGCUCUAAAGGAGGAGAUAAAGAGACUAAAGGAGGACAGAGUUGGUCUGCAGAGGAGGAUAGAGGAGGGGGUGCAGGUGAACUCUGACCUGCAGGAGCAGGUCGUUCAGCUCACCAAACACGUCAAGGUGAUUCCUGAGCUGCGCAGAGAUCUGAACAACCUCCAGAACCAGAGGAACAACCUCGACCGUCAGAUGAAGGAGCAGUCGGAACAAGCAACAGCUAAGGUUAAGAGGACUGUGAGACAGAUUCUUGGUGGUCUUGUAGAAGAGGAGAAGCUUUUGGGGCUAACUCCACACGACUCUGAGAUUUAUGAACCAGAUGAUCUGCUGAAGGCUUUCGAGGGGCUGCAAGAAGCCACCAGGAUUCUGGAAAACCACCAGAAGGAGCAGAAGGAGAGCUAUGAAGCUCGAUUGGAGGGUUUGAUACUAAAAAUGGACCACCUUCAAAAUGAGAACGGCAAGCUGCAAAAUCUGUUCCAGGAAAAAAGUAACGUCAACGAAAAUAUUCGCCAGGAAGUGUCGAGGCUCAGCAGCGAGAACUCUGUGAUACCGGAGCUGAAACAGCAGGUUUCUGAGCUGCAGAGACAAAAGCAGGAGCUGGAAGGCCUCAUCAGGGAUCAGAGCCAAGAGUUAGCAGAGAAAAACGUGGAGAUAAGGAACGUUCUUCACAGGAAGAUUACAGAAGAAAGCUCACAGCGCAGGUACUUUGAGGAGAAAGCCAAAGAGCUGGAGGAGGCAAAAGGAGAGCUCCAAGGGAGGAUCGAGGAGCUGGUGGAGGAGAAUGCUCACCUGAAGAGGCAGCAGCUGAUGGAGGGAGAAGCAAAGAACAAACUGAGGGAGGAGACGUCACGCUUGACUGCUGAGAACAUGGACUUUGAAGAGCAGCUGGACCAGAAAGACCGACUGAUAAAGAAACUCCAGAAUCAAAUAAAGUGUCUGGAGACAUCACAGAAAGGUAGAGCUGCAGAUUCUACAACAGGUUGUCUUUUAAUUGAAUGUUUUUUAUUUAUUCAUUCAUCUUUUGCUCAUGCAGCAAAACAAAACACAACAUCCAUUAUUCCCAAAGAAUUCCUCGGCAUGUUGGAAUACAGGAGAGAGCACGAACCACGGCUCAUUCAGAACAUCAUCCUUGACCUGAAACCCAAAGGGGUGGUGGUGAGUAUGAUCCCCACCCUGCCCGCUCACAUCCUGUUCAUGUGCGUGCGGCAUGCAGAUUACCUGAACGACGACACCAAACUCAAGUCUCUGAUGAACGCGAUCAUUACUGCCAUCAAAAAGGUCGUCAUGGUGAGGAAAACCCUCCAUCCUCUGUCCAAGACCCCUGGACCUGUAUGGCAUUCUCACCACAGAAACAUGGAGUUGUUGUCCUUCUGGCUCUCAAACACAUACCAGCUGCUCAACUGUCUGAAACAGUACAGUGGAGAGGAGGAGUUCCAGAAACAGAGCACCCCUCGGCAGAAAAAGAACUGUUUGCAGAACUUUGAUUUGUCCGAACACAGACAGAUUCUCAGCGACCUGGCCAUACACAUCUACCACCAGCUCAUCAGGGUCAUGCAGAAGACUCUCGCUCCCGCUAUUGUUCCUGGAAUGCUGGAGCACGAGAGUCUACAGGGAAUUUCCAGCAUGAAACCGACGGGUUUCAGAAAACGCUCCAACAGCGUUUACAACGAGGCUGAGAGCUACACCAUCUCCUCCAUCCUGCAGCAGCUCUCCAACUUCCACGCCGCUAUGAGCCACCACGGCAUGGAGAGGUGCCUCAUCAAACAGUCCAUCAAACAGCUGUUCUUCCUGGUGAGCGCCACCACCUUUAACCAAAUCAUGCUCCGCAAAGACAUGUGCUCCUGCAGGAAAGGGAUGCAGAUCAGAUGUAACAUUAGUUAUCUAGAGGAGUGGCUGAAGGAGAAGGAGCUACAGAGCUCUAAUGCCAUCGAUACGUUGAGGCCGCUGGCUCAGGCUGCCUGGCUGCUGCAAGUCAACAAGUCCACUGAUGAGGACGCUAAAGAGAUCGCUGACAAUUGCACCGAGCUCAGCCCUGUUCAGAUUGUCAAGAUUCUGAAUUCCUACACGCCCAUAGAUGAUUUUGAGAAAAGAGUAACAUCAUCAUUUGUCCGCAGAGUUCAGUCGUUACUGCAGGACCAUGAAGGGUCUUCACAGCUGAUGCUGGACACAGAUCAUCGUUUCCAGGUCACGUUUCCUUUCUGUUCCUCCUCCAUGGCUCUCGAGUUGCUGCAGGUCCCGAGCAGCCUUCAGCUGGACUUCCUGACCAAGAUCUGACCUUUGACCUUUCACUCUUCAUGACUUGCUGAUUCUCCAGUGGCCUUUGUUUAAAGAAUUUUUAAUAUAAAUGUAAGAAGGAUUUAGAAAUACUGAAGUAAUUUUCUUCUCAGUGAUCUAGAUUCAAAAGAUGUUUCGUUUUAGCUUUUAAGUAAAUAAACUUGCAGUUUUGUCACGCCAUUUUUAGGUCUUAAUUACAUGUGUGUGUGUGUGUGUAUUAUAACAGUUUAUAUCAAUGCUUUAUAAAUUUUAUUGAUUUCAUUAGAUUUCAGUCAGUUGGACAGUAAAAUUGUUGCUUUAUCAUCAUGAUUAAUCUUUAACACCUCAAACAGGUGUGUUAUAGCAACCCAAUGCUACAUUUUGUUUAUGUACGGCAAAAUUAUUUCUAUAAAGUGAUUAAAAACCUUGUUUUUA
Molecule: messenger RNA, 5873 nt
Organism: Nothobranchius furzeri (turquoise killifish)
Lineage: Eukaryota; Metazoa; Chordata; Actinopteri; Cyprinodontiformes; Nothobranchiidae
Source: RefSeq, a predicted model, not a curated record